This is a messenger RNA of Symbiodinium sp. CCMP2592, 4347 nucleotides long. Lineage: Eukaryota; Dinophyceae; Suessiales; Symbiodiniaceae. The record is from the annotation of a GenBank genome assembly.
GCUUUGCGUGAGUUGGACCUUGGCGUCUACGACGAGGCUCUGUCUCGAGUGGGCGAAGUUACCCCCGAGGUGAGCGACAUCGAGCAUCUCGUUCUGUCCGGAGGUGCCGUCGCUCGGUCUCAGGGGACGCCUUCCUUGUGUCGUGGUCAAGCAGGUCAGACAUGUUGCUUCGCUUCGAAUGGUGGCGGCGGACGGGCUCGAGGGCAUCACCUCGGUCGCUGUAUCUUCUGCGACGUAGAAGCCAUGACCAAAACAGUGCAGAGCCAGCAAGGCCGCGGCAAUGUCGUCCGCUUUCUGAAGAAAUGGCGGAUGCAAGCGCCCGACAUAUAUGAAGCGGCGCUAGAGCGGAGCGCUUUUCGUUCCCUACCGCAGGAGAUAAGAGCUGCGCUGACAACUGAGCCACGCGAGCCAUCUGUCAAGCCGGAUAAGAACACCGUGCUCUCUUGGCGCUCCUCCGUAGCUGCUCCUCCCAACGACGAGGAUUACAAAGCGUGGGUGGACUCCGACCGGGCGUAUGUGCAGAAGAAGUUCUUUCCUAGUCGUCCGCGCAGGGUGCGUCAUGCAGGGUGGCAGUGGCAGAACCCUAUGUCGGAGGACCUGACAAAGACAAUUCACGAUGUGGCUCCUAACGACACGGGUCUUCCUGCAGCAUGUGCAAGUCUUUCGGCGAUUGCUGUAGAGGCCUGGUGUCAGCGUGCAUCCUGGGGGCUCUGUGCGCUUUGUGGGUCGGUGCAGCCACAGCAUCUGAAAGAAGCAGCAACCCGCAAGUUGCCAGCCUCGGUGAUCAAGCGGUGCAAGAAUUGCGAGAAGAACGAGACCAAGCAGAUCUGGGUCCCCUGGCCGGAGGAGGUUCCACAGCCACUCCAGGGUCUGUCCCGCGAAGUUCUUCUGGCUCUGCGGCCUUUAGAUGUGGAUUGUGGACCGGAGUGGAAGGCCGACUACGGCUAUUAUUUCCACAGCACCAUGCUGCGGCUUGCGUGGUCGGCGCAGGACGUGGAGGAGAAGAUCGCUGGCUUGGAUCGCCCUGAUCGACGCAGUGCCGGCAAGGCUGAACGGUGUUUUGCGGCAUUCGAGUUCCUCAUGAGCAGCGACAACUCCAGCUAUGCCUCUUUUGUGCAGCGCCACCGCAGCUUCCUGCAGAAAUAUCCAGUUGCUGACCAGGACAGACGCAAGCGGCCACUGCGAUACAUCGAGGAAGAAGCUGUGGAGUGUGCGCUCUGGCCUCACUUGUACUGGGACAAGCGGCUAUGCGAGACCACUGCUCGCCUGGCCGAUGCAAGGCGUGUGCAGCGCAGGCAAGAAGCCGCAGCUGCCGAGAUGGAGGGUGACGAGGAGGAGUUCGACCCGGAUGCAGGAGAGGAGGAGCCUGCCCGCAGACAAAGUCUGAAGCGCAGCUUUCUCGCAAAAGCCAUGGGGCCCAUUGCAGACUACGCCGGCGACUACGAACUGCUUCAUUUUGUUUUUGAUCUGUCCACCUGGUCUGACGUCGGCGGCAAGAAAGGCGCUCUGCGUGGCACGCCCAUGUGGCAAGCCAUGAAAGGCGCGCCCUGGACGCCCCAGUACUGGAAGGUGAGACACGCAGCGGCCCUUGACAUGCAGGCGCAGUGUGGCUUCCCAGCGGCAUUUCUGACGUGGGCUCCUUUUGAAUGGUCCGCGCCGUACCACGAAUGGCUGCUGCAACAGAUGGCGCAACUGGGUCGCCAGCGUUUGCAACUGGCAGGCCCCGAGACACUGCACCUUGCCCACAUCCUCACAGAGCUGUUUCGUGAAUGGGUCUGCGGUGGCGGCUUGAAGUUCGGCGAGAGCUCCAGUGUUUGGCGAUCGGCGGUCCUUGGAGGCGUUACCGAGGAUGGGCGCAGGCUCAAGGUCAAUUUCAUUGGGCGUCUCGAAUUCCAAGAUGGCAAAAGAAAGGAAGCGACCCAAAGCUACCAUGGACGUGCUGCCGUCCACUUGCAUGGCCUUGUCUUCGCAGAGAGCAUUGGGCCCAUGAAGCUUCCAGAGAAGGCAAGCGCCACAGUACCACCAGAAGGCGACCCGCUUCGUGGUUAUGUUCUCGAUGGUCAGACUGGCCGCACCGGCAGUGGCUGGCCACAGCAUGCGGGCGAGAAUGAGUAUGACUCAGCGCAGGACAAGGUGCGGCUCCAUCACACUGCCUUGGACAGUCGGCUGGGCAUCCGGGGCUACCUGCCUGAAGUGAUGGACGUCCUCAAAUGUCAUCAAGACCUGCAGCUGGACCGUGGUUCUGGGCUCAUGCUCAAGUACACCGCCACGUACCUGCCGAAGUUCAGCGACGGUCCGGGCAAGGAGCUCAUGGAUGACACCAGCAGCGGCUAUGGCGCAGCUCGUCGAGUCCUCUUCACCUUUCACCCGGGAGAACCAGAGAUGUGGCUUCUCCUCGCCAACCAGACCUUCCCCAUGUUCUUCAUGGGGGGCACGAUGCAGCCGAUCAUUGCACCCCACCCCGGUAUGGAGGCGAAGCCUGAGUACCUCCAGCUGUACGAAGCCGCAACCUGGCGCGGCGAGAUGCCACUGAUCGAGUACCUGCGGAAGGUCAACAAGAAGGGCAGCAUCCUGGAGCACAUCCGCAAGGCCUACUUGAAGACGGACGGUUCCAUCAGCUUGCACACUUUCGCGCUGCGUUAUGAAACAUUCGGCGAGAAGAUCAUCGCCGCAGAAAUGGUCUCCAUGCAGAACGACAAGUUCUUCGGGCAGUGGAUGGCACUCCACAUUCCCUAUAAGCGCCUCGAGGAUCUUUUGCUCCCGGACAUCGUUCAGGCCGUCCCCGAGCAAGUCAAGUUCCUCGCCUGCGCCUUGCAUUGGGCCCCGGAGCUCUGGCGCGACGAGGCGCGCGUUCGUGACUAUAUGGCUCUCCGUGCACACCGUGAGGCCUUCAUCGAAACCGUCAUCCACAGGAUCCGAGCUCAAGACUUCUUCAUCCAGCAGCACCUCUCUGGCCAGCUGCAGCGCACGGAGAAUGUCGCCGUGCCUCGAAGUCUUGAGGACCUUUUCGAAGAAAGGGCGGAUGACCUGGUUUUCACUGCGGAGCAAGCCUCGUUUGAGCGCAACAUCAACAAGCGCGUGGAUCAGGCCUUGCGACUCCGGGCAGAAGCAGACGAUGGAGAGUACGAGCGCUUGGCGGCUAUUAUCGAGGAGCAUGGCUCCAUGGUCGCCUGCUCUGGUGCCCCCGGCACGGGCAAAACUGCCGUCUUGGAUCGUUGCAUUCGAAGAGCCCAGCGCCUCGGGGCGCGAGUUCUUAUCGCUUUGCCAACCGGCGUGCAGCGAGCGCGCAUGAAGCAGCGCCAUCCCGAUGCGGAAUUGGACACGUGCCACGGAGCUUUCUUGUUCCACAAGCCGCUUGCAGAGGCCAUGGGGGUCCUCACUUGCUAUGACCUCGUGGUUAUCGACGAAGCCCCGCAGCUCUUCGAGGAGCAUUUUGAGCGGCUCCACGAGAUGUGGCUCGCCUCCGGCAAGGUGCCGUGCUUGGUGUUCGCUGGCGAUGAGUGGCAGCUACCGCCGCCUGAUCGCACCAAACGGAGCUUGGUCUGGCAUCCCAAGUGGAACUUUGUCCACAAGAUUGAGCUCCACCACGUUUGGCGCCAGCACUGCGAAGAUCCUCUUCUCCACAAGUUGGCUUUCCUUCGCAAAAACAGGCCGUUGGGACAGGAAGGCCAAUGCUUCGUGCGUGACCUUUGCCGCAAUCAUAAAGCGUGGUCCAGGCAUCACCAACCCAUGGCGGAGGACGUUCGCAUGCUCAUGGAGACGACGGCUGGAGAUACGACAGUUAUCACCUGCACUCGCCGAGGCGCUGCGCUCGUUAAUGCCCUUGCUCAAGAGGUGCUGUUCCAAGAUCAAGGCCAGCCAGCCUUAGGCCAGAUUGCUGCUGACUGGGAAAGCAAUCCUGCCAACUACGACGAGGAGACUGGUGUCUUGAAGGAAGGUCUACCGGAGCCCUCCCGCCUCACCCUCUACGCAGGCCUCCGCGUACGUCUAACGCGGAAUAUGGACAAAUCCCAUGACUUCGUCAACGGGAUGGCGGCCACGAUCCACAGCUUCGACUCGCGCCGAGGUGCGGUUAUCGUGGAAACGGAGACAGCCGAAACCCUCUGUGUUUACCCCGUGGCCGACGACAGCUGCCCGGGCGGCUACAUCACCUACUAUCCGAUGCGGUUGGGGUACGCAGAUACCGUGCACAAGUUCCAGGGCGCCGAACUCCACCACGUCACCUUCUGGCCAGAUCGGCCGGGCUGCCCUGCAGCGGGGUAUGUGGCCUUGUCUCGUGUGCGACACGACGGCGACUACCUUCUAGGCGGCUGCAUCACUGCCGAGCACUUCGUUCCCGCAAUGUGA